GUUACUUCCUGCCGAUUUGAACACAUUUGUUUGACAUCAAAUAUCCUCAAUCGAGUGCAUAUUAAAAUUAGCAUUUUAAAAGCAGGGGUUAACAAAAUACAGGUUAAAAUAUCACAGGACAAUCGGUUGUUUCUCCUUUAAGAAAUCGAUGUCAUAUCUGGAAUUGACAACAACCCAGGACCAAUGCCUUCAAACUACCUCCACCACAAACAUGCAGGUUGCCAUGGAUAUCACCACCAAGUAUUGCCAUAAGGAGAUGGAGUGCUAUGGGCAGUGUGUGGCCGCUCACCCGUCAACAUGGCAACAGCACUGUCAAGACCUAAAGAUGAAGGUGGCACAGUGUACCUCUUCACACCCUGUGAUCCAGAAGAUCCGGACAGACUGUUCAAAAGAGUUCACAGAGUUUGAACGCUGCUUACUAGAGAACCAGAACUCACCUACCUCCUGUUCAGCACACGUGGCACGCUUCCUCGGCUGUGCCGAGACAGUGGACCUUGCCGGAGUGGCAGUGAACCCGGUUCCUCAGCCCUCUUAGGACCCAGCAGUGACCAUCAUCCAUCCCUCUGAGAAGAUAUCUCCUUCCUGCAAUACUAACGCCGGACUCCUCUAUCAAUCAUGGAUAAAUCAAUGCCCAUGUCAUAUUGAUAACAUAACAACCUGACUUUGUACAUGAAUAAAGUGGACUCUUGUCCAUGGCUACUUUAGGAUUUGUCAAGAGAACUCGGAAUGGUAGACAAGUUACUGGAACUGAUUUCUGCCUGAGACCGUCAAGAUUCAAGACAGGUUAUUUCUUGAAGUUAUUUAAUAACUCUUCGAUGCUACAGCUCUCUGACAUACACUGGGACAAUGGGAUUCAGAGGUGUCCUCUUUUCUAUAUGUGAAAAUAUUCACUGUGCAGCAGGUUGUGUGUAAUACAUAUUUAUAACACUGUAGUAACCUCGGGUAGCAGCAUAAAUGGUUCUCUUUUCCUCUACAAUUUAUAUUGAGAAUGAAUGUGUGUAACAGAGUUAGCUUUGCAACCUCACUCCGCAGCAUAUCUGUGCACAACUGCGUGUUAUCCAAGUAUCCCUGGUUUGCGGUGUAGUGGUCUCUUGUAAAUGUUAUUUUGGGGGAAGUUUAUCAUUAAACUCCUAUAUUUCAGUCCUA
Molecule: messenger RNA, 1146 nt
Organism: Oncorhynchus keta (chum salmon)
Lineage: Eukaryota; Metazoa; Chordata; Actinopteri; Salmoniformes; Salmonidae
Product: coiled-coil-helix-coiled-coil-helix domain-containing protein 5
Exons: 5
Coding region: 149-535 (128 amino acids)
Source: RefSeq, a predicted model, not a curated record